UGCUUUCGCCACUUGAUGCCCGCCCACACAUUGACGUUCACACAUUCACACAGUCUCUCACACUCACAUUCCGCCGGUGACUCUCCGUGGACAUCGUCGUGGGUACAGGAAGGGACGUGUCUUUGGAUGCUAGGUGUUUAGCGAUGAUGUGAAGAGCUGAACGAGAGUCUGAAGCUCUCCUCUCAGGGAAAGUCAGCCAGCGCCUUUCUGUGAACACGGGCCUGUCUGGCAUCUCUCAUCCGCAUCAUUCCUGUUUUGCAUCCACCCUUCCCUCCCCACAUCAUGAAAGGCCUUUCGAGUAGCCGGAGUCACCAUCAUGUGGUGUCCUAUGAGCCAUCAUAUGAUCCGCUUGGUCAGCAUGUUGACCGCAAGCCAUACUUGAUUAGUCAGAUGGACAUGCCACUUCCUAUUGCUGUGCCACAUCCAAAUGAGCUGUCCUACUACAAUGUUCAGCGUACCUCAUACCCCUCUGACAAUACCAGCAUUGUCCCAUAUGGAACCUUUCCUAGACGAUGCCAUUCCACCUCCUCAUCUCACCAUCCUGAGGUAAAGGAUGAGUGUAUGGCCAUGAUACCGUAUGUAGGAGGAGGAGGAGGAGGAGGAGGUGGUGGAGGCUAUGGUGGUAAAACACCCACCCGGGUACCACCAAACUUUGCAGACUCGUUUGAGCAUCAGCCAUCAUUUUCCAGAGAUGGUUAUCAUACGCUCCAAUACAAACGAGGAAUGUUGGCCCAGAGUGGGGGCACGGGGUCCAACGCCAACAAUGACAGCCCAGGGAGGAUUCGCCAUCUGGUCCACUCAGUCCAGAAACUGUUCACCAAGUCACAUUCACUGGAAGGGCCACAUCACACACAGUCUGUCAAGGGGGCCAAUAAUGGGAGUGUUAAUGGUGGUGUUGGUGGUGGAGUAGGUGGUGGUGGUGGUUCAAGGGCAAGUCCAGAGGGUGACGCCCCACCGAUGGGAGGGCGCCAGAGGAAGCGCAGCAAGAGUCGUGAGCGCUGUCGAUCAGCGGAGCCCAAACAUCGAAGCCACCACCAUCAUCACCACCAGCUCCACGGCUCAGCAUCUGCUCCGGGCUCUGGAUAUUGGAGUUCAGAUGAUAACCUGGAACGGGAGCUGUGUCUCUACCACCCUCACCACCACCAACCACCACCCUCGCCUUCACCCUCCAUUUCCCCUUCGCCAAUAGCAUUGACAAUGGGUCGGUACCCUGUCAACAACCCUGACAAGUUCCCCCAGCCACAACAAUACUAUAUGAUGGACCCUUACGGCACAAUCAGUGAGCACCCACACACCCAUACACAUCAUGGCCACUCACACCACCAUUCUGCACUCAAAGCCUCCCGGAGCAACAACGAUGUGAAGUACGCAGCGCCAUCCUCCUGUGUGCCAGUUAGUGGUAGCAGCAAUAACAUCGGUGGCGGUAUCGGUGGAGGAAGUGGUCCCAUGCUGUCUCUGGGUCUGGUGGACGCGCCCGUCGUGAAGAAAGGGGCAUGGUCGUCGAGCUUAACGGUGAGCAGGGCCCGAGAGGUCUACACCAACAACAGCAGCCACAACCAACUCAGAGCCAGCGCAGGAUCCGCUAACCUAAACCUAGAUAGAGUUCUAGUCAAACCUAGGGGCAGUCAGCAACAGGAGCGCACUUGCCAUUUCCUACAGGUACCUCAGGAUGAGUGGAGCGGUUUCUCUCCUUUGGGGAAGGAGGAUGACAUUCCAUGUCGAAGGAUGAGGAGCGGCAGUUAUGUAAAAGCAAUGGCUGAGGAUGACAGCGGAGACUCAGACGGGAGUCCCAAACCUUCCCCCAAGAUGCAGGCACGACGUGCCAGCUACUUGAAAGCCACCCAGCCAUCACUGACUGAGAUGACCACUCUACAGAUUUCAUCAGAACAUUCCCCAAAGCUACAGAUCAGGAGCCACAGCUACCUGCGUGCGGUGAGUGAGGUUUCAAUCAAUCGAAGCCUGGACACCCUGGACCCCAAAACCCUUCUCGACCCCAAAUCGUUGCUGUCCUCACCCCAAUACCGCUCACGCAAUGAAAGCUACAUGAGGGCCAUGAGCACCAUCAGUCAGUUGAGUGAAUUGGAGGUGAAUGGGCAGAUUGAGCAGGUUUGUGAGCAGGUCUACAGCGAAAUGCAGGCUCAGGCCAUGGAGGCUGCUAUGGACAGGAUGGACAGACUGGACAGGAUGGAUAGGAUGGACAGGAUGGAUACCAUGGAUACGUUGCCCAUGCCAGGAUGUUUCCGAAUGAGGAGCCACAGUUAUGUAAGAGCUAUUGAUCAGGGCUGUGCUGGGGAGGAAGAAGGAGAAGGAGGAAGACCUUUGCUUCUGUUGCCAUCCUCUCCACCACGCACAUCUGCCACGACUGUCAGGACCAUCCAGAGCAGCACAGUUUCAUCUUGUAUCACAACAUAUAAGAAAACUCCUCCACCAGUGCCACCGCGAACCUCCACCUGCUCAACAGCCUCUAAGCCCUACAUCUCUAUUACAGCACAGAGCAGCACAGAGUCCGCACAGGAUGCAUACAUGGAAGAAGAAGGACCAAGAGGUGACAUGACUAUCCAAUCCGGACUCAGUAACUCAACUGAAAGCAUUGACAGCAUGAAGGCUUUGACUGCUGCCAUCGAGGCUGCCAACGCACAGAUUCAUGGACCAGCCAGUCAGCAUGUCAGUAACAGCACUGUGACAAUCAACACCCCUGUACCCCCAGUCUUUAGAGGUCUGAUUGUUGAAGACCACCAUGAUGACUACAGGAAAGAGGCACUCAGGAAGGGCACAUGUCUCUCCAUAGGUAUCCAGGUGGAUGGACCAGAAGAAAUUCUGGACCCAGAGGAUCCAUCUAAGUUCACCUCGGUUGGUGUGCAAGUGGAGGAUGACAGAAGGUAUCGUCGCUUCCAACGCUCCAACAGUGUGACAACAGCUGUACAAGCAGAUUUGGACAUGCCGGGCCUGCUUGACACCCCUCUUGACUCCUCUGACACGGACUUAGAAAUCCUGUCAUCUGGUGUACUUUCUCGUCAAUACUCCCGCGAUGCUGCUUCCUCAACUGUCAGCAUCCAGGGCUCAGGGAACCACUACCACGCCUGUGCCUCUGAUGAGUACGAGGAUGUGGGCUUUGAUCCAUCCAUUCUUCCCCCUCCAGACCCUUGGAUAGAUAGUGUCAGUGAUGAGCCACCUGAUGUCAGCUUCAACAGCUCAGCUAUCUUAGAUGUGGUGCAGAGGUCAGUCUGUCAGCGUGAUGGCCGAUGGUUCCUAAAACUGCUGCAGGCUGAGACUGACCGCAUGGAGGGCUGGUGUCAGCAAAUGGAGAUGGACGAACAACGUAAUGACAUUCCUGAGGACGUUCUGGGGAAGAUGAGGAGUGCCAUAGGAAGUGCUCAGCUGUUGAUGUCCCAAAAGUUUCAGCAGUUUAGGGAACUAUGUGAGGAGAACUUGAACCCCCAUGCCCACCCUCGUCCUGUAGCCUCUGACCUGGCUGGUUUUUGGGAUAUGCUUCAGUUGUCCAUUGAGAACAUUAGCCUCAAGUUUGAUGAGCUUCACCAACUUAGAGCCAACAACUGGAGACCCUUAGACCCACCUGAAAGAAAGUGAAGGCGCUUGCAAACAGCCACGCAUCAAUCACCACAAGAAACACCACAAGGCCUUAACCUCUCUGGGCCUCCCUUGAUCCAUCAUGUCUGUCCAUCCAUCCAUCUAACCACAGUUCUCUCUGCCCUUCCUUCCUUUCUUCUGACAUUCUCUUGCCUCACCAUGUGUGGCUUUCUGUUCUGUGCGUUUUGGCAGUUAGUGUCAAGGUCAAUGGAUACAGGAGGUUUUGGCUAUUUGUUUUUCAAUUAUUAAUCAAUGCAUGCAGAAACGUUUGUUGAUAAGCUCAGUCAGUCAGUACUACAUUUGAAUUUAUUCAUACAACAUUAAAAUAGGUAUAAGUGUUUAUCAAAAACAAGACAAACUGUGCUAAGAUAUUAGACACCAUUCCAAAAAGCUCUGCUUCAAAAAUAGCAAUAAUUCAGUUUGUUGGGGGGGAAAAAUGCCAUAAAGGAUUGUAAAAUUCCUCUUAAUUAUUUAUUACCUCUUACCUAAAAUCCCCAAACCUGCAACUGUCAUGUUCUCAGCACCCUUCACAAGUAGUGCAUGUCUACUUCUUGAAAUGUUCUUCCCUCCCUUCCUUGCCACCCUCUCCCACUAGGAGAGACGGCUUCCGCCUCCAGUACCAAAAAAGCCACCCAAGGCCCCGCUCCACCACCCACCUCUGGCCAGAGAUCGCUCAUUGGAGAGUUCAG
Messenger RNA from Syngnathus acus (greater pipefish), 4277 nucleotides. RefSeq names its product discs, large (Drosophila) homolog-associated protein 1a (gene dlgap1a). Gene Ontology annotation, biological process: signaling. Gene Ontology annotation, cellular component: glutamatergic synapse; postsynaptic specialization. The coding region runs from base 283 to 3588 and encodes 1101 amino acids. NCBI's taxonomy places the organism in Eukaryota, Metazoa, Chordata, Actinopteri, Syngnathiformes, Syngnathidae. Gene Ontology annotation, molecular function: molecular adaptor activity. The transcript has 15 exons. The record is from RefSeq and is a predicted model, not a curated record.